This is a messenger RNA of Lentinula edodes (shiitake mushroom), 2290 nucleotides long. RefSeq lists its product as uncharacterized. Gene Ontology annotation, biological process: negative regulation of oxidative stress-induced intrinsic apoptotic signaling pathway. Bases 201 to 1823 code for a protein of 540 amino acids. The transcript has 4 exons. The record is from RefSeq and is a predicted model, not a curated record. Lineage: Eukaryota; Fungi; Basidiomycota; Agaricomycetes; Agaricales; Omphalotaceae.
AUUACCACGUGGCGCAUCUAUAUCCAGGAAGGAAAAUGUUGUAAACUUUCAACACAACGACUACCAUCCUAACAAGACCUAUUCCCUUUCUCCCGAGCCCCAGUCGGUUCAUUUUUCUUAUUCAUAUCUAACACCUCUUUCGUUCCUGCUUGAAUUAUUUAAGAUUAUAGGAUUGGUUGCUUUAUAUUUUAACUUCAGACAUGACUACUCCUCCCCUAUCUUCCGACGCUCCUUUCAACUUUAUGCAUGGAGGAACUGACCAUGUAGAUAACGAGGAACUUUCUAUCCCAUCAGCGCCCGCUACUCCGCAGCCCAAGAUCACCAGAACAGUCGCGAUCAUAAAACACCAUGCCCUUGAACACAGGUUUGAUAUUGAAUCGAGAAUUCAAGAAGCUAGUUUUGAAAUCGUCAAGGAAAGACAGAUGGAAUUUGACGUAUCGGACCCGGACACUUUGUACGAAUUAUUUGGAGAAGACGCAGAAUCCUUCGCUGACGGUCCUGUUUGGGUCUAUGUCCUUGAACGACGACGUGCAGUUGAAGUAUUGCAGACUUUGAUGGGCGAUAGAGAUCCUGAGGUUGCCAAGAAAGCCACCCCCCAUUCUCUACGUGCCUUGUACGGAGUUUCUAUGCAGCAAAACGCUGUCAUGGGUUCUCCAGAUUCUGAGAUGGCUGAAAUCCAGAUAGCCUCCUUGUUCGCCUCCUCACCCCCGUUUCCCACUUCUGAUUUGCCUUCCGAUGAUGGCCGAUUCGCUACCAUGCGCUCUGUGUCCUCUUCCAUCCUGUCCAACUUGCGCAAGGCUACCAGCGACGAAGGGUAUGCUGCCUCGAGCGCAACAAAUGACGGAAGUCGUGGUUCUGGCAGUGGAAAGGCACUAGCUGCAAACGGCAAGCCCCUUUUCAAAGCUCGAGGCUUGCCAAGCACCCACGAGAAACCCGAUAUCGUUCCCCGAACGACUCGUGCUGCUUCCCUACGCGCAGGUUUUCCCCUCGAAAAGUCCCCUGGACCUCGUAAACCUCCCACAAAAGAGCAACUCGCCAAAACUUUUGCGAAUGUUCCAGGACACAAACGUACAGAUACGAUACCGGUAGCAUCUACAGCUGCACCAGCCAUUGCUCCCCGUCUAACCAAAGCAGCGGCAUUACGACUUGGCCUACCUCCUCCACCUCCAACGGUAAGAAGACAGUCGAGUAACUCGUUCGAAGGUGUUCCUGGCCAUAAGAGAAGAGAAUCCAUUGUCGUUGCAUCAACUCAAGAGCCUACUGUCAAGCCCAAGCUCAAUAAGAGUGCAUCGCUGAGGGUUUCAAAGGAUAACGCCCCACCAACUUCGUUCAUGUUUCGUGGUCCGACUGAACCUAAAUUACCUGCAAGAAGUAGUUCUCGAUUAUCUAUAACUGAUAAUCCAGGCAACGCCAAACCAUCACGCCCAUCCUCGGCUGCAUCGACACGUCCUCCUUCCAGUUUCCCUGGUAGGCCGUCCUCUGUCACUCGAGGAUUAUCUAAUGUCGUACGCCCAAUGGUCAAUUCAAGGACUCAAACUACCGUCAGUGUUACGAACCCCGACAAUGGUACAAAUAACAUCAAGGGCUCACCUUCUUCAGCAGCCUCCCCACCUCCUGAAGUUGUUGACAAGCCGAAGCUUACACGUCGUCCUAGCAGUGUUUCCCUCCCUCCAAGCAUAGCCCCGCGCACCAACAAAAGUGCGGCCCUCAGAGCGGCGAAGAAGGAACAAGAAGCUGCUGCUGCUGCUGCACUUGUAGCGAAGCAACAGAGGAGAGCUUCUAGGCCUCCACCCUCUAGCAUGCCGAAGAGCCUGAUCGUUUGAAAAAAUACCGUUGUGAAUUCUCAUAUUAUUUUGAUGGGUAGUAUUGAAUGGAUUAUCUCUGUAUCUUCGUCGUGUAUAUUUUUUCUUGCUUCAGUUGCCUGAUACUUUGUUAAAUUGUUAAUUCUUUGCUUAUGCUUUCUUCCUCAACGAUAUGGAUAUAGGAUUGGAUCGCUCAAUGGCGGCAUGUUUCGUCAUUUGAGGCGAGGGACUGCGGUACGCCGAGCUGGAAGUAAGCGCCUGUAUUGUCCCAAUACACUCGAUAGAUAGCCUGUAUCUUUUUUUCAAUAAACGUAUAUUGGAUAUCAUUUUCCCUCGUGUCAUUAUCGUACCUCAUAAGACUUGUGUGCAGAUAAAGAAAAGAAAAUUUUCUUCGAAUGAGCGACAGGUACGUAGCGGUAUGUCAAAUAUUUUCUUGCUUGUGGCGAGUACUUAUCUUUGGGAGGAGAUUUUUUCACACGUACUUACAG